This is a messenger RNA of Daphnia pulicaria, 1641 nucleotides long. RefSeq lists its product as uncharacterized. The record is from RefSeq and is a predicted model, not a curated record. NCBI's taxonomy places the organism in Eukaryota, Metazoa, Arthropoda, Branchiopoda, Diplostraca, Daphniidae. Bases 60 to 1610 code for a protein of 516 amino acids. The transcript has 8 exons.
CUGUCUGAGGAUAUUCGUAGUUGGAAAUUGGACGAACUCUACGCAAGUAUAUCCACAACAUGUUGAAAAUGUCUCUGCUGUUGCCUGUUGUGUUGUUCGUGUUCACGCAAGCCGCAAGCGCGUGCGACGACGACCUCUACGAACAAUUUCCGACCACACGACAAGGUUCAGAUGAUUAUUGGGCCGAUGCGUACGGAUACGUCCCUCAUCAGCAGCCAUUCAACUUCCCUUACUACCAGCAGCAAAAUGAUUUCGUUCCAUCAGACCGUGUUAUGUCGUACCAGGGACGCAAUUCGCUCAGCCGACCGAAAUUCAGCAGCCUGAAGCCCUUGAAAAAUUAUUUCACCAAUGAAAACAAUGAGGAAUACGAUAGGAACGGCCAGCCGGAAGGCCGUUUCGGCAUCACCGGUCUGAAAGCUUCCCUGAUCAACACGGGCCUCUUCAACAAUCGAUUCACGCCGGCCAACACAUGGCGGCCGUUUUCCAAUCUUGCCGACCGAUCGCCCAUCACCAUCAAUCCCAAUUUCGAAAAUCCCAUCUCUUCCUUCGAUGCCUGCAAGUCACCUAACGGGGAAUCCGGAAUUUGCGCUCCGGGAAACAUCUGCGCACUAUUCGGCGGUCGGCCGAGCGGCUCCUGCCUUCUGGGCAAAGUUUGCUGCAUCAAUGCCAUUACAUCAUGCGGCGGGAGUGUGACCCUCAACAACACUUUCUGGCAGUCUCCGGCCACCAUUAGCGCUCCGUCUACCUGUUCGCUAACUGUCAAACUGGACGCCAAAUUCGUUGAGCAAAAGAGACCCAUCUGUCAACUGCGUUUGGAUUUGGUUUCGUUCACGACCGCUCAGCCGACAGCCGGAACGUGCACGGACACAUUUCAAGUUGGCGGCUCCACCAGCACAGUGCCGAUCAUUUGCGGCGACAACAGCGGACAGCACAUGUACAUUGAUGUGCCAUCAUCGGCGACCAUCGCCACCGAUGUCCAGCUCAUGUUCAAUUUCGCAGCGGGAACCGGCACCAUCGCGCGCUCCUGGAACAUCAAAAUCGCCAUGCUUCCUUGUGGCGCCUCCUAUCUCGCCCCGAAGGAUUGUCUGCAAUUUUUCACCUCAGCUUCCGGCACGAUCAAGUCGUUUAAUUGGCAGGACGUCGCUGUGGCCGCCAUCCGCCAGCUCAACAAUCAGAAUUACAACAUUUGCUUCCGGACGGAACAGAUUGACAGACAGGUGUCGAGCCGGAUGUGUUUCUCCACUUGCGCGGUGACCAAUGGCGGAGCUCCGUUUUCUCUCACGACGGCCGCCGUGCCCGCUAAUUCCGCCGUGGGAACGAUCGAUGCCGCGAACCUGGCUGUUUGCCUCUACGAUUUCCUGCUCAUCGCCGGCGGAACUGAUCCGGCCACCGGAUUAGUUGCCGAUCGCUUCUGCGGAACUCAAUUCAAUCCAAUCCCCGCCGGUGCAGCUGUCAGCGUUCCAGUGUGCAGUCGAAUCAAGCCGUUUAGAAUUAUCUUUCAAACGGACGCCACCGAAGCGGCCAUUGCUGCCGUUGGUACUGUCAUUGCUGCGACUGCUGAUGCCAACAACGCCGGAUUUUGUCUGGAUUUCCAGCAGAGAACAAAUUAAAAAGUCUCAAUCCAGCUUUAUUAUUAUUAUU